AGGAAACUCUGCCAACAAUGCAUCCUUGGGACAGCAGCAGUGGCACGAACAACGCACCAAUGCAUCGACGACAACCGUGCACGCAAUCGUCCUUGCCCAUGGCCGCGGGCGCACAUGCAGCAAGUCACGGCAUCAGCGCCCAUUCCGCGCGCGUCCGGCGUACCUUUGGAACAGUCUAGACCCAAGCCACACACCAGACGCUCAGCGUGAAACGGCACGGAAAUCUCGAGCUGGUCUGGAUGCCUUUCGACACCGUGGAGCGUCUGUGCUUCCUCCAUCUCCAACAACUCAUCGUCAAUUCUGCCUGCACACGUCUUUCUGGUCGUCCGAAGGGCAGCCUCGCACCCCCCAGACCAGAUUGCAGACGACAUUAGGCGCUGUGUCCAUCACGGCCGAGGCGACCUUGAAUCUCGCCACCCUCCUGUCAGUACCGAACCGGAGCGGGCAGGGCGAUCCGAUCCUCGAGCCUGGCAAACCUACGACUCGACGAGCGCAUGCCUUGAACCCUCUGUCGCGGCAUCACGGUUGAAUGUGCGGCUGCCCCAUUCCCAAGACAUCGAACGAGCCGCCACCUGCGCGCCAGCAUCAGAGAGGAGUGGCGUGCCAUCAUCGCCGCGACCAACCCCACGUACGACGACCGGCAAUCGCUGUGAGCGAUUCGCUGCAACCUCACUCGCCCUCCCGCUUCGUCGGCGCCCGGUCGUGAUGAUGGACGAGGGUACUCUGGCGGCGGCGGCCGACAUUGUCACAUCUCUGGCCGCUGGUAACCCCACGGCUUCAUCGUUGUGCGAUGCUGCUGGACGCCAAAUCACCCUCCCCGGUCCCGAGACCGAGACCAAGAGACAUUUCGAGGCUGAGCUUCAGAAGCUCGCAAUCCGGGUCCGCCAGCUCGAGAGCAGAGCCUCCGCUGCCCCCUUCCCUACUUUGCCGCAGACUCCAAAUGAGCUCAACGAUACCCUCUUCGGUUCAAGCGGCGUCUGCAGUCCGGCCGCCGCUGCCUCCAAGCAGGGUCCUCAGUCCGGCGUCUAUGGCGCCACCUCUGCAGAAAGCCCUCCUCUCAAGCGCCGGCGGCUGGACCACGAGGCGCUCGAUGCGCUGCAAGAGCACGUCAGCGACCAGUCCAAGUUACUCGACACCCAGCGUCAGGAAAUCACUGGCCUCAAUGCUCAACUGGUCACGCAGACCAAAUUGCAACAAGGCACCCUGGAUAUCUUGGAACACAAGUCUGUCGCCACCCUCGAGAGGGAGCUGCUCAAGCACCAAAAGGCCAACGAAGCGUUCCAAAAGGUGCUGCGGGAGAUUGGCCAAAUCAUCACUGCUGUUGCCCGUGGCGAUCUGACCAUGAAGGUACGCAUGAACGCCGUGGAGCUGGACCCCGAGAUUACGACUUUCAAGCGCACCAUCAACGCCAUGAUGGACCAAUUGCAGACUUUCGCCAGCGAAGUCUCCCGAGUAGCACGCGAAGUCGGCACCGAAGGUCUGUUAGGUGGGCAGGCAGUCAUCGGCGGCAUCGACGGGACUUGGAAGGAACUUACAGACAAUGUGAACGUCAUGGCCCAGAAUCUCACCGACCAAGUCCGAGAAAUCGCGUCAGUGACAACCGCGGUCGCGCACGGCGACCUGACCAAGAAAAUCGAACGACCCGCGAGGGGAGAGAUCCUAGAGCUGCAACAAACCAUCAAUACCAUGGUCGACCAACUGCGAACAUUUGCUUCCGAGGUUACACGUGUGGCAAGGGAUGUCGGCACCGAGGGCAUUCUCGGGGGCCAGGCAGAUGUUGCUGGCGUGCAAGGGAUGUGGAACGACCUGACUGUCAACGUCAACGCCAUGGCCGACAACUUAACAACACAAGUCCGCGAUAUCGUCAAGGUGACUACUGCCGUGGCAAAGGGCGAUCUUACGCAAAAGGUCCAAGUCGACUGCAGAGGCGAAAUCUUCGAGUUAAAGUCCACGAUCAAUUCCAUGGUCGACCAACUGCAGCAAUUCGCUCGAGAGGUGACGAAAAUUGCCAAAGAGGUCGGCACGGAAGGCCGACUUGGUGGUCAAGCUACCGUUCACGAUGUGCAGGGGACGUGGAGAAAUUUGACGGAGAAUGUCAACUACAUGGCAAUGAACCUAACCACCCAGGUUCGCGAAAUUGCAAAGGUAACUACAGCAGUGGCCAAGGGAGACUUGACAAAGAAAAUUAGCGUCGAGGCAAGGGGAGAGAUUCUCGAGCUGAAAAACACCAUAAACCAAAUGGUCGAUCGGUUAGGCACCUUCGCUCUUGAGGUCAGCAAGGUUGCUCGAGAGGUCGGAACCGAAGGAACCUUAGGCGGGCAGGCACAAGUCUCGAACCUCGAGGGCAAGUGGAAAGAUUUGACCGAGAAUGUCAACACCAUGGCGUCAAACCUCACAGUCCAAGUGAGGAGUAUCUCUGCGGUGACGCAAGCCAUCGCCAAUGGAGAUAUGAGCCAAACAAUUGACGUCGAAGCCAACGGAGAGAUCCAGGUGCUUAAAGUCACAAUCAAUAACAUGGUCGGUCGGCUCUCGAGCUUCUGUUACGAAGUGCAGCGGGUUGCCAAGGACGUCGGUCUUGACGGGAAAAUGGGCGCUCAGGCCGACGUCGUUGGCCUCGAUGGGCGUUGGAAGGAAAUCACUACAGACGUCAACACCAUGGCCAGCAAUUUGACAACACAAGUGCGAGCGUUUUCUGACAUUACCAACUUGGCGACAGACGGUGACUUCAGCAAGCUGGUCGACGUGGAGGCCUCCGGAGAGAUGGAUGAACUGAAACGGAAGAUCAACCAGAUGAUAUCGAACCUGCGAGACAGUAUCCAGAGGAACACGCAAGCUCGAGAAGCCGCCGAGCUAGCUAAUAGGACCAAGUCGGAAUUCCUGGCUAACAUGUCUCACGAAAUCCGGACUCCAAUGAACGGCAUCAUCGGCAUGACCCAGCUCACCCUCGAUACGGAUUUGACACAGUACCAGCGAGAGAUGCUCAACAUUGUAAAGAGCCUGGCCACGAGCCUUUUGACCAUCAUUGACGAUAUUCUGGAUCUGUCGAAAAUUGAGGCGAGACGGAUGGUCUUAGAGGAGAUUCCCUACACGCUUCGAGGGACAGUCUUCAACGCCUUGAAGACGCUAGCAGUCAAAGCCAACGAAAAAUGCCUAGACCUAACCUUCAAAGUGGAUAGCUCGGUCCCAGACUACGUGGUAGGGGACUCGUUCCGUCUGAGGCAGAUCAUCAUAAACUUGGUAGGCAAUGCCAUCAAGUUCACUGAGCGUGGGUCGGUCGGCCUAACGAUCCGCGAGAGCCCAGAGCCAUUGCCAAUUGACCACGGAGAGUAUGCCUUGGAAUUUGCCGUUGAGGACACGGGCAUCGGCAUUGCCGAAGACAAGCUUGACCUCAUCUUUGAUACAUUCCAGCAAGCUGACGGCUCCAUGACGCGCAAAUUUGGUGGUACCGGGCUAGGUCUUUCUAUUUCGAAGCGACUCGUUAACCUCAUGGGGGGAGAUCUCUCCGUCAGCAGCGAGGCCGGACGGGGGAGCCAGUUUUACUUUACUUGCAAGGUAAGACUGGCGUCUGGAGGAGCGGAGUUUAUUCAGAAGCAGUUACAACCAUAUCGUGGCCACCAGGUCUUGGUCGUGGACAAGGCGCUCCCGAAUUCUGGGACGGAAAUCGAGGACAUGCUCAAGCAACUCGGCCUACGACCCAUCAUCUUCAGUCUCGACGGACGCCAGGUCUCUGGGAACACCAACGGAGCCGUUCCGGAAGACUGCGACGCGAUUGUCGUGGAUUCCAUCGACACGGCCCGGAGAUUCCGCGCCAUGGAUCAGUUCAAGUACUUUCCCGUUGUUCUUCUGGCGCCUGUGGUCAACGUCAAUCUCAAAACCUGCCUCGAGCUAGGCAUCACAUCGUACAUGACAACGCCGUGCCAGCUCGUGGACCUGGCCACUAGUAUGAUCCCCGCCUUGGAGAAUAGGGCCACGCCAUCGCUCGCUGAGAACACCAGGACGCUGGAGAUUUUGCUGGCUGAGGACAACACCAUCAACCAGAGACUAGCCGUCAAGAUCCUACAGAAAUACCACCACGUCGUCACAGUAGCAGGCAAUGGACUGGAAGCAGUGGAGGCCGUCAAGGAAAAGAAGUUUGAUGUUAUUCUCAUGGACAUUCAGAUGCCCAUCAUGGGGGGCUUUGAAGCCACAGCGACCAUCCGUGAGUAUGAGCAACGAACCGGGGCCAAGAAGACGCCCAUCAUCGCGCUGACAGCGCACGCCAUGAUCGGGGACCGAGAGAAGUGCAUGCAGGGACAAAUGGACGAGUACCUCUCGAAGCCACUGCAGCAGAACCAAUUGUUGGACACGAUUUUACGAUGCGCGAGCUUGACAGAAUAGCCGAAUGCACGAUACCGACCGAAUCUUUUUGUAUAUAGAAGGAGGACGUGGCAUUAGGCGAAAGAGCAUGAAGCAGCGCUUAUUAUAUACCCUUAUACAAAUGGAAUGGAGCCCGCUUGCUUCCAGGCAUGAUGGAACAUGGCGAGACUCUACUCGCGCGUGC
Purpureocillium takamizusanense is the source of this 4540-nucleotide messenger RNA. Its product is annotated as Histidine kinase. NCBI's taxonomy places the organism in Eukaryota, Fungi, Ascomycota, Sordariomycetes, Hypocreales, Ophiocordycipitaceae. Gene Ontology annotation, molecular function: phosphorelay sensor kinase activity. Gene Ontology annotation, cellular component: membrane. The transcript has 5 exons. Bases 706 to 4377 code for a protein of 1223 amino acids. Gene Ontology annotation, biological process: phosphorelay signal transduction system; cellular hyperosmotic response; phosphorylation. The record is from RefSeq and is a predicted model, not a curated record.